This is a messenger RNA of Cryptococcus deneoformans JEC21, 1946 nucleotides long. RefSeq names its product protein-vacuolar targeting protein, putative. The transcript has 12 exons. Lineage: Eukaryota; Fungi; Basidiomycota; Tremellomycetes; Tremellales; Cryptococcaceae. Gene Ontology annotation, biological process: protein targeting to vacuole; vesicle-mediated transport. The record is from RefSeq and is a predicted model, not a curated record. Gene Ontology annotation, cellular component: fungal-type vacuole membrane; Mon1-Ccz1 complex. Bases 44 to 1903 code for a protein of 619 amino acids.
CUUGACUUGCUAUAUCAUCAACCCACGAUCUGCGACGUUCGAAAUGACUUCUGAAAGCGAGCCAAAUACAUCACUCCCGUUUAGCCCUAUACAACAGACGCUGCCGGCGACGCCCUCUCGCUCGACCUCACAAGUAUCAAUGGUUUCUGCCGAAGCCUUAUUGUCCCAUAGCAGCCCCACAAAGCAACUCACGCCAUCACACCGUUCGUCUCUACCUUCGGCACUACCUUAUAAUACUCUUCUUAAUGCACCGGCAGGUAGUCCUGCGUUAAGGGCACGCGCCUCGACAGCUUCAUCAAGUCGAGCACCUUCGGUCUUGGACGACGCUCGUGUAGAGCAUAACGAUAGUGAAACUCAAGUCUUAGAAAUAACACCACCAAUGGAUAAUUAUGAGCUUGAUGGAGGUAGUGACCACACAAGUUUGCCUUCUGAUGCGUCCUCCAUCAAGGGCAAGGAGAAGCAGCGAUCGAAUGAUCGCAAUGAGAUUGAAACUGUGGGAGCUGGAGGGGAAAUGGCUUUGCCUUCGGGAGAUGCUAGAAAAGGACUGAAAGAACUUGUGCGGAGGAGCACUACAGCGGAUAAAGGUUAUGGAGGGCAUGAUCACCGUCGGCUAUCGGAAAAGCUUUCACAAAAUGAAAAUCUACAAAUUCUGAUAACACAGUCAGACAAGAUGUCCUAUUCGCCUCGAUUGUAUUAUGUUUUAACGAAUGCUGGAAAACCCGUUUUCUGCUCACAUACCCGCCCCUCUGAGGAUGAUGUUACUAACCUCAUGGGUGUCGCGCAAGCAUUAAUAUCCAUCUUUGCCGACGAUGAUGAUCGAUUAAGAUACAUCAUUAAAGGCAACCAUCGCGUAGCAUUUCUGUUAAAAGCACCGCUGUAUCUAUUCUGUGUCAGUGAUUGGGGAGAACCCGAGCAUGUUUUACGGCUACAACUGGAAUAUAUUCAUCUCCAAAUCCUUUCAGUCGUAUCCUCCACUCAACUCCUCAGGCUAUUCCAGAGACGAAGUAAUGCCGACCUCUCGACGUUAUUGGAAGGGACAGAGCCGUUCUUGAGCAAUCUGAUCGACUGUUCGCAAUAUGACUUCAGUUUCCUUACAUCUACUCUCCAGCCCCUCAGGAUGGCUCCUGCUUUGAGAGAUACUAGUGCGGCAGCCUUGAUGCCUCCGUCCAAAUUCAAGGAUUUGUUAUAUGUGCUUCUGAUAGCAGGUGGACAUAUUGUAACUGUCUUGCGACCUAGAAAACAUUCAAUACAUCCGUCCGAUUUGCAUUUGCUUCUGAACACGAUCGCUUCUUCGUCAGCACUUCGUACCACUGAAACAUGGCUUCCCAUUUGCUUCCCCAAGUUCAAUCCUUCUGGAUUUGUUCACGCUUACAUCAGUUACGUUUUGGAGGACGUGGGUCUGGUAUUCGUAAGCGCAGAUAGAGAAGCAUUUGAAGACCUCAGAGUAUGGAAGGAUAUGGUUCUGGAGAAGCUUGAACAAGAUAAAACUCUCAGCAGAAUACAAGAAGCUAUACCUUUGCACCCAUAUACGAUAUCUUCUGUGGGAUGUCCUGGCUUACGCCAUUUCAUCUACAAAUCUCGUCAACAUGUUCAAAUCACUCAACCCAUAUGGGAAGCUCCCUAUGAGGAUGGUUCAACAAACCAGAAACGACUUGUUACGACCUACCAAAAGCUGCACGAUGCCGUUCAUGCCAAGUCUGGACAGGCUUCCGCCCUCAAACUGGUCUACAUCUCUACAGAACAUGAAGCCUGUCUUGUUUGGGCUACGAAACCGUUUGAGCUUUAUAUCACUGUAUCACCCCAGCUUUCCAAGUCAGCUGUUGUAGCGGCUGCCAACAAUGUUGCCAAAUGGGUGCUUGCGGAGGAAGGAAGAAUAUUUCUCAAAGAUGCCCCUGUAUUCUGACCGCACAACGAUGGCAAAAUGCAGAAUAAUAAUGACAAUGGUA